Molecule: messenger RNA, 930 nt
Organism: Cyprinodon tularosa
Lineage: Eukaryota; Metazoa; Chordata; Actinopteri; Cyprinodontiformes; Cyprinodontidae
Gene: zcchc10
Product: zinc finger, CCHC domain containing 10
Exons: 4
Coding region: 21-485 (154 amino acids)
Molecular function (GO): nucleic acid binding; zinc ion binding
Source: RefSeq, a predicted model, not a curated record
AAGGGGAUAUAUUUGGCAACAUGGCGACUCCCAUGCACAGAAUAAUUGCGAGGAGACAAGCAGAAGCAAACAAACAACAUGUCCGCUGCCAGAAGUGCUUGGAGAUGGGACACUGGACGUAUGAAUGCACCGGGAAACGAAAAUAUUUGCACAGACCAUCAAGAACAGUUGAGCUAAAGAAAAAGCUGAAGGAAAAUGAAAACAAACCUCUCAGCAUCACAGGACCAGGAGGAGAGGGAUCCAGUGAGAGAAAAAGUAAAAAGAAGGCAAAAGACUCGAGCGACAACAGCAGCGACGACUCGUCUAGCGACUCGUCAGACAGCAGCGACUCCUCCAGCUCCUCCUCUGAGGACAGCGACAGCUCUUCCUCAUCCUCUUCUUCCUCUUCCAGCUCCUCCUCUUCCUCAUCGUCCUCGGACAGCUCUGGCUCGGAAAGCAGCAGCGAUUCAGACGGACCACCAAAGAAGAAGAAAAAGAAGAAAUAAGCAUGUGGGGAAUUAAGGAGGGGGUUUUCUAGCCUUACUUAGUGUCAAACUAAUGCUUGUUUUCUAAAGUCCGAUCAUAAAUACUGGGCCUAAAGCAGCUGGACAGAUGUGUUGCUGAGGAGGGCAGGAUAGCUUUAAGUUGGUUUCCUCUGUUUUUCUUUUUUUCCCCCACACUCUUUUUCGUUGUAUUUACUGAUACUGUGAUAUUUUUUUAAUGUUUGCAUUUCUAGGAAGAACGUAAAAACGUAUAAACCUAUCAGGAGAAAUACAAACCCGAGUCAAGUCUUUGGAUUAAUGGACUUAACUUUGGUUUUAGUCAGCCAGGAUCUCUAAACGAUAAACAAGACGGAAACCGUUUGAACACAUUUUAAAAUUUGCAAAAUCUAAGUGGUAUUCUUAUUAAAUUGUUUCUUUCUAAUAAAUCCGUUUGGUUAUUGUUGUGUAA